Molecule: messenger RNA, 418 nt
Organism: Drosophila miranda
Lineage: Eukaryota; Metazoa; Arthropoda; Insecta; Diptera; Drosophilidae
Exons: 2
Coding region: 116-379 (87 amino acids)
Source: RefSeq, a predicted model, not a curated record
AGUAGAGAGAGAAAAAAAAUAGAGAGAAAGCAUAGAAUUAACUUUCACUUUGAAAGAAGCUAAGAAAUCUUAUUUGUGAUUAAGCCCACUGGAUCCUCGUCUGCUUAGAUCCAAAAUGAUAAAAUUCAAUUUGAACAUCGUUAUGGGAAUAUUGACGUUGAUUUUUGUGAUAGUUUUCUUUAUAGUUGGCGGCUACUACACGCUCCAGCAUCCGAAGCAGGAACAUUUCAAGUCCUGUUAUGCCGAAGGUGGCGUCUGUCGGGAGGAGGAAAACUGCAAGGAUCAGUUCAAGGGUUACUUUCUCACUUUGUGUGUGCUUAAGCGAAAGAUCUGCUGUCUGUCCAAGAAGCCAUUCGAGACGGAAGUUGAUUAUGAUUGAAAGUGCCCUUUAGUCUCUUAGUAUUAUUAUGUAUCCAAA